GCUUGGGACGUGCCCCGGGCGGUGGGGGAUCAGCCUCUUCGGCGAGGGUUUCUGGAGAGCCGGCGCUCCGCUGCGCGUUCCCUCGGAGGCAAAGCGCCGGAAAAGACCGCAGGCCGCGUUUCGGGCUCUUUCACGUGGGUCCCCUUCUGGCCGCGCCGGAUUACUCUCUGACCCGGGGCCCGGAAGGAUCCGAGUAGCAGCGCAAAGCCGUGCGGUGCUGCGGCACGCGCGUGCGGUCGGAGGCCGUUGUACCCUUCUCGGGAAGAAAAGCAGCCGCAGCUCUGUUUAAAGGAGAGCUGAACCUUGAAAAAUGUGCUGCAAAACAAAUAGAAGAUUUCUGCUGCUUUAUGCAAGUCAGAAAGGCCAGGCAAAAGCCAUAGCUGAAGAAAUAUGUCAGCAGGCAAAGGAACAUGGGUUUGAAGCUGAUAUUCACUGCAUCAGUGAGUCAGAGCAGUAUAACUUGGAUAAGGAAAAGGAUCCUGUGGUUAUUGUUACUUCUACUACUGGUACAGGAGAGCCUCCAGACACUGCAGUCAAAUUUCUAAAGGAAAUUAACAACAAAAGUUUGCCAUCUGAUCAUUUUUCUCAUAUACGAUAUGGACUGCUAGGUCUAGGAGACUCUGAAUACACAUUCUUCUGCAAUGGUGGGAAAAUAAUAGACAAACGAUUUGUGGAACUUGGGGCUCAACGGUUUUAUGAAGUGGGAUUGGCUGAUGAUGCUGUAGGGUUGGAGCUGGUGGUUGAACCAUGGAUUACUGGGCUCUGGGUUGCACUUAAUCAAGAGUUUGCAUCUAGAAAAGAAGACAAAAAUACAUCUUUUUGUGCCAACAAGUUUUCUAAUCUAUGCCUAAGCCUCCAAGCAGAACACUUGAAGAUUGAAGAUUCUGAUGUGAAAAAUAAUCUUUCAUCAAAAGCAUAUAUUAACUCAGAACUUCCCACUGAAAGCUCUCAACCUUCACUUUCUUGCUCAGUGCCUCCGCUCUCAAAGGCUACUCUUAAUAUUCCUGCUUUGCCACCAGAAUACCUAGAAGUGCAGUUUGAAGAAAGCAGUGGCCAGGAGGUCAGCCUACCUUAUGUUUCAGAGAGCAGCAUUUUCCAUGUUCCUGUCACCAAGGCCAUUCAAAUUACCAUGGAUGAUGCAAUAAAAAAAACUUUGCUGAUUGAACUGGAUAUUUCU
Messenger RNA from Python bivittatus (Burmese python), 1177 nucleotides. Lineage: Eukaryota; Metazoa; Chordata; Lepidosauria; Squamata; Pythonidae. The record is from RefSeq and is a predicted model, not a curated record.